Molecule: messenger RNA, 465 nt
Organism: Dothidotthia symphoricarpi CBS 119687
Lineage: Eukaryota; Fungi; Ascomycota; Dothideomycetes; Pleosporales; Dothidotthiaceae
Exons: 1
Coding region: 1-465 (154 amino acids)
Source: RefSeq, a predicted model, not a curated record
AUGAAACGAGAUGGAGGAGCUAAAUUGUCUGGGGUGCUCAAAGUCACAGACGCCUACCGGGACCCCAGGCGGCUGGGGAGACAGCAAGCCAAAAAGCCUCUCUCUCCACGGGGCGCUGAAGGAGCCGGCCAGCGGCUGCGGCUGCGAUCUCUGCACAAUCUUGGCCCUGCGUCACGCCUCCUCCAAAGUGGCGCCAGCAAGCCCACAAGCGUGGUUCGUGGCAGCAGCCUUGAAGCCUGCCCUGACCUGAGGUGCAGCCAAAUGGGCCGCCCUCGAUCGACGACGGAAUGGAUCCCAGUUCCGUGCUACUCUGCUUUUCCGCCAGCCAGCCCAGAUGACCAGGCCGUCGGAAGAGGCUGGACGGCACAGCACGCACAAGAUGACGCUGGGCACUGCACUAUGCGCUCGCAAGCGUCUGUCACCAUGACUUCGGCAGAGCAGCCAUCAGCGAGAGCUAGUAGGUAA